AUCUAUCCCCGUGGAGGAUUAAUCUUUGCUGCUAAUAGAGCUUUAAACUCGCAAAGCGCCUUACGAGGAAACCGCACCGGGAGUGUGUUUGCAAGAGAGAAACUGAAAGUGCCGAGGGGGGAGAGCAGCCACCCUCCUGAUCGCAGCCGUCGGCUGGCUCGGGGCCGUCCUCCCUCGCUCUGCCUGCAAAUAACCGGGGCUUUCCCAGCUGCCUGCCUUGGAAGAGUAUUUAGGGGAAAGUAGAAGAGCUCCGUGCAGAUUCCCAUCCCGGGAAUCCACAAGGCAGGAGGUUUCGGCUCUUCGGUCGGUCCGUUUGAAGCCAGGAGGAGCAGCCUGGCAGCAUCCCUGGCACCAAACCACGGUAGCCGUUCAGCAGAUACGUUGGGUUUUCGUGGCUUGGCUGCGUUGCAGCACCCGUGCGGCCUACCCAUGAGCUCGGACUUCCAGCAUUACAGUUUCAGGAUGCCGAACAUCGGGUUCCAAAACCUGCCUCUCAACAUAUACAUCGUGGUUUUCGGCACGGCCAUCUUCGUCUUCAUCCUCAGUUUGCUCUUCUGUUGCUACUUGAUCAGGCUCAGACAUCAAGCACACAAAGAGCUUUACGCCUACAAACAGGUUAUACUCAAGGAAAAGGUGAAGGAGCUGAACCUACACGAGAUCUGUGCCGUCUGCCUGGAGGAGUUCAAGCCCAAGGACGAGCUGGGGAUCUGUCCCUGCAAACAUGCCUUCCACAGAAAGUGCCUCAUCAAGUGGCUGGAGGUGCGGAAAGUCUGUCCCCUCUGCAACAUGCCGGUGCUGCAGCUGGCGCAGCUGCACAGCAAGCAGGACCCCGGCCCCCCCCAGGGCCCCCUCCCCGGCGCCCAGAACAUCGUAUAGCUCCUCCUCGGCCAGCUCCGCCGCCCCGGGCACUCGGAGACAACCAAAGCACUACGGCACCAGCAUGGAGGGGCAGGCGAGGAGGUGGGGGGGCGUCUGCAGCACUUUAGCGGGGGGCACGUCCCCCCCGGCCCACGAGCAGGAGCCCCGUGCCCCAGAGCCCUGCCUCGGCGGAGCCGUGCCGGGGUGAGGGUUCUGACGCUUCAGCCUGGGCUGAGGAGGGGACCCGGGGGGUCCCUCCGCCGGCACCUGCGCGACGUCCUUCUCCCAGCACGGCCUUUGGUCCACCGGGAAGCAGCAUGGGGCAGGCCGGAGCGGCAGCAAACCCCCAACAGCCUCCUGUGAUGACCCCCUGAACGCUCCCCAGCCCCGCUGCUCCCCUCUCGAUGCCCAAAACACAACGUGGUGGGGGGACGACGACCCUGGAGCAUCACGGCUGGUUCCUGCCCCGUUUCUCCUCUUUUAACGGGGUGACUUUUGCCUUUGCAAUCCCAACCUGGGAAACCGGGUCUUGCCCCACGCCGGGCACCUCCUCAGCACCCGCUGCUCCUCCCAAAGGGCUAAACGGGGUGGGGGAGAGGGAAAAGGGGGGGUUGUGUGGGGGUCUCGUGAGCUUUGGGUACCCCUCAACUCUCCUCGGGGGUGGCUGUCCCCCUCCUCGGUGCCAUGGGCUACCUCAGCGGGGCGUUAGUCCCCCGGGAGGGGCAAGAUCCUGAACCAUCAGCUUCCUCCUCAAAAUGGCGGCAUGGCCUGGCUGGGGUGGGGUGUGGGAGGGGGCAGGCAAAAAUCCUGCCCUUUAGGUUCAUCCCAUCCCUUCCAGCCUGGCUCUGGGCGGGGGGUUUCUGGGCGAGGGCCACGUGAGCCGGCAGCGUUUGUCCUCACCCAAACCCCCCAUCAUCGAGCACAAAAGCUGCUGGGGGCAGUGGAGGCAGGGGGGGGGGAGUUGUGCCACCCCCUCACCUCUCUGACCACCUCACGGGGCAAAUUCAGGCACAGUAGCAAACGCCCUGGCGUCCCCCUUCAUCUUUGCAACUUAGUCCCUUUUUUUUCUUUUUCUUUUUUUUU
This is a messenger RNA of Athene cunicularia (burrowing owl), 1941 nucleotides long. RefSeq names its product ring finger protein 24 (gene RNF24). The transcript has 7 exons. Gene Ontology annotation, molecular function: ubiquitin protein ligase activity; zinc ion binding. Gene Ontology annotation, cellular component: endomembrane system. NCBI's taxonomy places the organism in Eukaryota, Metazoa, Chordata, Aves, Strigiformes, Strigidae. The record is from RefSeq and is a predicted model, not a curated record. Bases 430 to 876 code for a protein of 148 amino acids.